AUGCACGCGGACAACCCUCGCCUGCGUCACGUUGACCUGGCGAGGUGGUGCUAUUCCCAGUACGGCCUUCGCCCGGACCGCUCCACUGUCGGGCGCAUUUUGAAAAGCGCCGAGCGCUGGGCUGUCGUGGCGACCGGCGACAACCAAGUCCGUCGGCGGGGAGGCGCAUGGCCUGAGCUGGAGCAGGCCAUGGCGCGGUGGAUCGCAAACGCCGGGCCCGCUGGCGUGCCGCUGACGCUGCAAACCAUCCGCGACCAUGUCGCGACCAUGGCGCGGAACAUGGGCAUUCCGCCCACAUUUCGUUGCUCCAUCGGCUGGGUGCGCCGUGCGUUGAGGCGCCAGGGGGUGAGGUGCCGCGGAACAGCCGGCGAGGCGGCCAGCGCGGACAUGGCCGCUGUGCGCGACGCCCGGGAGAAGCUCCCGCAACUGCUUAUGCACCUGGGGGUCAGUCCACACGACACGUUCAACCUGGACGAAACCGCCCUCUGGUUGUCCGUGCUCCCGCGGCGGACGUACAGCAAUGGCCGUAUUCCUGGGCGCAAGGUGUCGAAGGAACGCCUCACCGUGGCGUUCCUCGUCAAUGCAGACGGAAGCCACGCGUUCCGCCCGCUUGUCAUCAGCAAGGCGAGGCGCCCGCACGAUUUCCGCCCGGACUAUGAUCCCGAGGCCCUCUGCUACUGGCGUCACAACGCCAAAGGGUGGAUGACGUCACCGCUGUUCACUCACUUCAUCUCGCAGCUCAACGCUACCAUGUAUGCGGAGGGACGCCGCAUCGUCGUUUUACUCGACAACGCGAGCUCGCACAUGCUGCGGAGCGAGCACUCGUGGAGCGAGAUCGUUUGCGGCAUGAGGACGACUUGCAUGAGCCACGCCCGUCUCGUCUUCCUGCCGCCGAACACCACUGCCUUCACCCAGCCCCUUGACCAGGGCAUCAUUGCCACCGCCAAGGACCGCUACCGCCAGCACUGGUUGCGGGCCUUCACGGCUUUGUGGAACGCGGACGGCGCGAUAAGCGCUGUCGCGCGGUUCCGCCCGAACCUGCGCGACGUGUUGGGGUGGCUGUCGGACGCGUGGACGCGUCGGUGCGCGCACCAUCCAGCGGUGCUGGUGGUGCACGGGAUGUCUGCCGCUGUCGUGCUCGAUGACGACAUAGACGACGUCAGCACGCUCAUUAGUGGGCUCGGGCUCGGGCAUGGCGCGAUGACCGCGGCCGAUUACGUCGCCAUCGACGACGGUGAGCCGACGUGCGCCGAGCACGUGGCGGACCAGACGACUCAGGAGCCGGAAGCGGGCCUGGUGGUGGAGCUUUGGGAGGCGCCGACCACCAUGCAGGCCGUAUACGACGAUGCCGACCCCGUGGGCCGUGAGGCGCGGCGCACCGCCCGGGCGGCCUGCGAGAUGCUCAUCGGCUAUGCUCGCGCCACAUGCAUCACGCCGCGCGACCUCUGCCACCUAUUCGACAUCCGCAACCCGAUUAUUAUCGCGCGGAUGGAGCGGGCAAGCCCGGCCUUUAAUCUCAACGUGGCCCCUCCGGCCGUGCCCACCCCGGCCGCAACCCCCACGCCCGACACCCCGCGUCCGCGCGGCCGAGUGCUGCCCGGCUGGAUGACCCAGCCGUCCCGCCGCCAGCAGCUGCUGGACGCCGGUGUUGGCGCCGUGAUGGACGGGUAUGUUGACGCUGCGGAAUGGAUGCGCCUGUGA
This is a messenger RNA of Closterium sp. Naga37s-1, 1701 nucleotides long. The record is from the annotation of a GenBank genome assembly. NCBI's taxonomy places the organism in Eukaryota, Viridiplantae, Streptophyta, Zygnematophyceae, Desmidiales, Closteriaceae.